AUGUCUCUCCUCCGGGGUGUCCUCUCUCAGGUCCUCUGCUGGACGGGCCUCUGUCAUGUCCUGUUUGUGGCUGGUGCAGGACUGGGAGUUGUGGUUGCAAUGUGGAUGGUGAGACUGUUGGUAGGACACAUCUGGUAUACACACAGACUGUCCUGCUUCAGCAAGCCACACACAAAGUCCUGGCUUUUGGGACACCUGGGCCAGAUGCAGAGCACAGAGGAAGGUCUCCUGCAGGCGGAUGUUUUGGUGCAGACGUACAAACACUCCUGCAGCUGGUUCAUAGGUCCUUUCUAUCACCUGGUCCGACUCUUCCACCCCGACUACAUCAAACCUCUGCUAAUGGCACCUGCCAGCAUAACGGUCAAAGAUGAGCUCAUCUAUGGACAUCUGCGUCCAUGGCUUGGACAGAGCCUGUUGCUAAGCAACAGGGAGGCGUGGUCCCGCAAGAGACGGCUUCUGACUCCUGCUUUUCAUUUUGAUAUUCUGAAGAGCUACGUCGUCAAGUUUAACACCUCAGCAAACACCAUGCACGAUAAGUGGCGCCAGCUGGUAGCAAAAGGCACGCCUAAUGUAGAGAUGUUUGACCACGUCACUCUGAUGACGCUGGACAGUUUACUGAAAUGUGCAUUUAGCUACAACAGCAACUGUCAGAGGUCAACCAGUGAGUAUGUGUCAGCGAUAGUGGAGCUGAGCGACUUGAUAAUAGAUCGUCGACAAAACAUUUUGCACCACUGGGACUGGAUUUACUGGAAAACACAGCAAGGAAAACGAUUCAAAAAGGCCUUAAGCAUUGUGCACAGGUUUACCAGGGAGGUGGUCCAGGAGCGGCGGGCCCUGAUCAACCAACAGAGGAAGGACGAUUUCACCACAGCACCACAGAGGAAGAAAGAUUUCGUGGACAUCAUUCUGCUGUCAAAGGAUGAGGAUGGACGAGGCCUAACAGAUGAGGAGAUACAGGCUGAGGCCAACACCUUCAUGUUUGCAGGUCAUGAUACAACAGCCAGUGCGAUUUGCUGGACACUGUAUAAUUUGGCACGCCACGACCACUAUCAGGAGAAAUGCAGGCAGGAAGUGAAGGACCUGAUGAAAGGACGAGAUGGACGUGACAUAGAGUGGGAGGAUUUGUCAAACCUUCCCUUCACCACCAUGUGCAUCAAAGAGUCUCUCAGGCUGCACUCUCCUGUGCAGGCUGUAACUAGAAAGUACACCCAGGACAUGGCGCUGCCAGGGGGUCGGACAGUACCGAAGGGUGCCAUCACUUUGAUCAGUAUUUAUGGGACACACCACAACCCCGCAGUUUGGACAGAUCCUCAUGAGUACCAACCUCAGCGUUUUGACCCUGCAAACGCUCAGGAACACAGCUCUCAUGCCUUCAUCCCUUUCUCCUCAGGCCCCAGGAACUGUAUUGGUCAGAAAUUCGCCCUCGCAGAGCUUCGAGUCGUCGUGGCGUUGACACUGCUCAGGUUUCGUCUGACCCCGGGGGUGAACCCUGAACUCGGGACCAACUCCGGGGGAGUUCGGCGUCUCCCCCAGCUCGUCCUGCGUGCAGAGGGCGGUCUGUGGCUGCAGCUGGAGCCUCUGAUGACACACAACGUGGAAGAGUUGCAGGCUGAUUGAUUCAAAGAUGAUCAUUAAUUCAGUUUAUUAACCAUUUCUAAC
Molecule: messenger RNA, 1659 nt
Organism: Plectropomus leopardus (leopard coralgrouper)
Lineage: Eukaryota; Metazoa; Chordata; Actinopteri; Perciformes; Serranidae
Gene: cyp4f3
Product: cytochrome P450, family 4, subfamily F, polypeptide 3
Molecular function (GO): heme binding; monooxygenase activity; oxidoreductase activity, acting on paired donors, with incorporation or reduction of molecular oxygen
Source: RefSeq, a predicted model, not a curated record